This is a messenger RNA of Pleuronectes platessa (European plaice), 3548 nucleotides long. It is a transcript of the gene grk5, whose product is annotated as G protein-coupled receptor kinase 5. Gene Ontology annotation, cellular component: cytoplasm. The transcript has 16 exons. Gene Ontology annotation, biological process: regulation of signal transduction; signal transduction; protein phosphorylation. The record is from RefSeq and is a predicted model, not a curated record. Lineage: Eukaryota; Metazoa; Chordata; Actinopteri; Pleuronectiformes; Pleuronectidae. Gene Ontology annotation, molecular function: G protein-coupled receptor kinase activity; ATP binding. Bases 237 to 1997 code for a protein of 586 amino acids.
AGCAAAAUAAGUGCAUACACCUGCUUCUCCAUUCAAUAGUGAGUCACAGGGACUGCAGGUAGCAGCUAAAUGACACACCUCAUCACUCCAACUCAACCAACAGGACUGCUGCUAUUUACUGGGACUGCUGAUGAGCUCAGAUUUGAUCACAGACAGUGCAUGAAGACUGGAUUGUGCUGCUGUCUUGGGACAAAUAGACGAGGACAACUUAACUCAAAACAGACACAAACUCCUCCAUGGAGAUUGAAAGCAUGGUGGCAAACAGUGCUCUUAUUAAAGCCCGGGAAGGUGGAAGGAGUAAAGGCAGAAGCUGGAAAUGGAGAGAGAUGCUUCGCUUCCCUCACAUCAGUCAGUGUGUGGACCUGGCUAUGAGCAUUGAACGAGACUAUCACAGUCUAUGUGUGACGCAGCCUAUUGGCAAGAAACUUUUCCAGCUCUUCUGUCGGAGUCGUCCUGAUGUGCAGAACUACAUGUCCCUCCUGGAUGCUCUGGACAUCUUCGACACAAAGUCGGACGAUGAGAGAAGAGAGUUUGGCAUCAGCAUCAUUCAGAGAUUCCUCACGAGUCAGUCGAAUCAAUGUGUACCCACAUUGCUGAGCCAUGAACAGAGAAGCAUCCAGAGACUGGAGCUGGAUCCCUGUGGGGACAUCUUCCAUGACUGCAGGGAAGACCUACACAAACACCUGAGUGGAGAGGCCUUCACACUAUACCAGGAGAGCAUGUUCUUUGACCGUUUUCUUCAGUGGAAGAUGUUGGAGAGGGAGCCCAUCAGCAAGAAUAAAUUCAGACAGUACAGACUACUGGGGAAAGGCGGGUUUGGAGAGGUGUGGGCUUGUCAGGUCCGAGCCACAGGAAUGAUGUACGCCUGCAAAAAGCUGGAGAAGACCCAUGUGAAGAAGCGGCGAGGGGAGGCCAUGGCUCUCAAUGAGAAAAAGAUCCUGGAAGGAUUGGUCAGUCGAUUUGUGGUGAACCUGGCUUAUGCUUAUGAGACCAAGCACGCCCUCUGUAUGGUUCUGACCAUGAUGAGCGGUGGGGACUUGAAGUAUCACAUUUAUAACAUCGGAGUUCCCGGCCUGGACAGAGACAGAGUGUGUUUCUACGCUGCAGAAGUCUGCUGUGGUUUGAUGCACCUUCAUCAGAAGUCAAUAUUAUACAGAGAUCUGAAACCAGAAAACAUUCUGCUGGAUGACAACGGACACAUCCGCAUCUCUGACCUGGGCCUGGCUGUGAAGCUCUCCGAGGGGAGUCUGGUGCGAGGAAGGGUGGGCACGCUGGGCUACAUGGCUCCCGAGGUGAUCGGCCAUGAUCAUUAUGGGAUGAGUGCAGACUGGUGGGGCCUCGGCUGUCUGAUUUACGAAAUGACCUCAGGGCAGCCGCCGUUCAGAGCCCGAGGAGAGAACCCAGGUUCCUCAGAGAUGGAGCGACGGAUUCAGACAAAGCAGGAGGAAUACAGUGUCAAGUUCAGCAGGGAGGCGAAAGAACUCUGCUCCUCGCUGCUGACUAAGGACCCAAGGCAGAGGUUGGGCUGCCAGGGGUCAAAGGGGAGAAAAGUCCAGUCACAUCCUUUCUUCCAAAAUAUCAACUUCCGGAUGCUGGAGGCGGGACUCGUCAAGCCUCCGUUUACACCUGAUCCCAGACAGGUGUACUGCAGUGAUGUGCAGGACAUUGAAGAGUUUUCUACAGUGAAGGGAGUCAGUCUGGACCGAACAGACGAUGACUUCUACGCCAAGUUCAAUACAGGCAGCAUUCCUAUAACCUGGCAAAAUGAGAUAAUAGAGACAGGAUGUUUUAAGGAGCUGAAUGUUUUUGGCGCAGUUGGAACCCGAAGCCUGGACCUGGACUGGACCCAGGCCCCUGACAGCCCCAAACGCAGACACAUCCUGCUGCGCCGAAUCUUCCGCAGACACCAUAUUUCGGACUCCUCAGACGAAAGCAAACAGAGCUUGGUGCCAGAGGAAACCUACCUGAAGUCAGGAAUUCUCAGCACCGCCCUCUGAGGGCCGUCACAGCAGAAACUACUGGCAAAGAUAUUGACAACAACCAGCAUCCAUCACUGUAGCAGCAAAGGACCAUGGGAGUAGACCUCCUCUUCCCUUUAAAUCCAAGCAUCGCCCCCCCCCCCCUUUUUUUAAGACCUACAUAGGUCUAGUUUAUAGCUGCACAAACUUGCACCCAUUCAUUUCCAUCCAUUUGGAAAACAUCGUACAUCAAUUCCUUUUUGUUUAGUACUUGAAUUUUGACAAAAAAUGGAGUAUGAAGCAAUGUCGUAACAUUGUAUCCAGUUUAUUCCCAGCCAUAUGAGCCAUAAAAGAUCUUUGUUGCGGUCACUUCCCUGCCAGGGUUUCAUCCGAGUAUAAUGGACAAAAAAGAAAAACCUAUUCAACCAACAAGAGAUUUUUUCUCUGGGUCAAAAGUAAAGAGAUUUUUAAAGCAAAAGUGUGACAAAUAUACUUGUUCCAUAUUCCCUUCUGGUUCCACAUGUAAAUAUUUACAAAUGGUCUUUGUCUUGUAGGAUAGUCAACUUAAUACCUAGUUUUGGAUUGUUGGAAGGACAACUCAUGACAUUCAGAGAGGCUAUCUUGGACUUGGGAUGGGCAUUUAAAAAAUGUGUGAUAUUUUAUAAAACAAUUAAUCGAGAAAUUUAGAAAAUACUUAAUAUUUGAAAGGCGCACCAGACAUUUUACAUAAACUCCAAUAUUCAGCAUUUAUAAGCAGCAAACUAACUCUUAAUACAUGAGUACCAACAAGACUAAUGUAGUUGAGUACCGAUGGGUUUAACGACAAAUUGAAAUUAAGACUUGAGGGAGGAUUCACUACACUGUGAUACUGGUUUGUCGAGUGUGGCUUACUAACGUCGGCUGGCUAGCUCCAUCAGCUUUCUUUCCUUGUAGGUUAACGUCUACAUACCUGAGCUUAAUGUGAUAACACAUCACUUUAGUUGAGCUUUUAUAUGCCAGUUUAUCCUGUUUUGAUAUAGAAACUGAAAAAUUAUUUUGUCUUCGAUGGUUAUUCCCCAUCUAUCCUGGCAUUUAAUAGUCUAUUCAAAAUUACUUUCCGUUUCUAUAUCAAAACACUGAUAACCCAUACUGGUUUGACCACAAGUCAUCUGUCCCACUUUCCACAUUUGCAGUUUACAAUGGUGCGCCCAUCAGAUCUGCAGCCCCACCUAGUGACAGGCAGUUGUGUAACAUCUUAUAUUCAACAGUUAACCAGCAAUGUAGAAGAAUCAAAUAUUAACCAUCAGGUUAAAUAACUAGUAAUUCCUUUAUCAACUGGUUGGGGGAGAAAUGUUCUAAAAUCAUGUAGCUGAUAGUUCCCACAAAUCUCUUGAUGUAAGCAGCUCUAAGUGUUUAUUUACCCUUUUGUAAAUAACUUAAAACUCCCAAUACACACACCUGUCAUCAGAUGCUGGUAUAUGAACAGGUAAGAGAUGAUGAUAUAGAAAAAUAUAAUGAUAUGAAUUAUGUCUUCAUAGAAACUUAACUGUACAUUCAUUGAUGCACUUAAAUGUCUUUUUAUACAUUAAAUUCUAAAACUUUUAUAUAGUA